AUGUCUGUUUUCUUCAAAGACAUCUCCACGGAUAAUCCCGUACAGAAAGGCGACGUCGAAAAGCUACUCGAGCCACUCGGUUUGACAAUCAAGGCCGAGGAGUCGGCCGAUUACCAGAGACUGCUUGCUGCAGUUCACGAUUGUGCAACCAGGAUCGACAGCCUGCCAGACUACCAGCCGGUCCCCGACACGAAACGAUACCCUCGAGAGAAUGUACAUACACCUACGGCAGAAGAACAAGAGUUUGGGCAUGCGUGGGCACAUCGAUUCUUGAUCAGGGGCGAUAAGUCAGCUUCUGAUUCCUCUUCAGUGUGCCUGAAAGGCAAGACUGUAUGCUUGAAGGAUUGCAUUGCCGUAGCAGGCGUUCCGCAAUUCUUUGGCAGUGAUGCUUUCCCUCCUUGGACGCCAUCGACAGACGCGACAGUCGUUACACGGGUACUGGAUGCCGGAGCCGAUAUACUAGGCACUGCUACAUGUGAGCACUUUUGCAACUCGACGGCAUCCUUCACCAGCGCGCAGGGCACGAUCGAGAACCCUUAUAAGGAAGGCUACUCCACCGGCGGCAGCACCUCUGGGGGUGCCGCCCUUGUUUGUUCUGGAAAGAUCGAUAUUGCAUUGGGCACAGAUCAAGGCGGUAGUAUCCGUGUUCCAGCUUCAUUUUGCGGCUGCGUCGGUGUGAAGCCUACCCACGGCCUAGUGCCAUUCACGGGAGUCACAAGUGGCGAUGCCAUCGACGACCAUGCAGGGCCCAUUUGCCGUUCAGUCACAGAAGCUGCUCAGUGUCUUGAUGUGAUCUCCGGAUACGACGGCAUCGACGACAAAUCUCUUGGCGCUGCAGCUCAUGGCUCCUACAACUUCUCUGCUGCUCUAUCAGCGAGCUCCGGUCGUUUGGAUGGAUUCAAGAUUGGCCUUUUGAGAGAGGGCUUUGAUCAAGAGAUUGUUGACCCCAAAGUCAAAGAACAUGUCCUUUCGGCCGCCCGCAAAUUGGAGGCUUUGGGAGCAAUCGUCGAGGACGUAUCUGUCCCUCUUCAUCUGGAAGGCCCUUCAAUAUGGACAAUACAACAACGUAUUGCGGGCUCGUCGGGGAUUCUGGGGAGAGCUUCGGGACACAGAGGUCUUGGUCUGACUGAGUUUGAAAAGGCACGGCUGCCCUGGAUCGACUCGAGCUUUCAAAAGCUCUUCCCCUCCACAAAGAACACAUUCAUCAACGGCUUGUAUCUUUCGGACAAGUUCCCGGGUCUCUACAGCAAAACGGUCAACAUCGGUCGGCAGAUUAGCGACGCCUACCAAAGUAAGUUUCAAACGUACGAUGCGAUAAUCAUGCCAACGACUCCUUUCGUGGCACCGCGACAUGGGUCUCGAGAGUCAGUGUUAGGUUCAUUUGAACCCACCAUAGGAUUGACCACCAAUACCGCCGUUUUCAACGUGACCGGGCAUCCAGCAUUGUCAAUUCCCGUGGGCUUCGUCGCUGCUAAAGAUGACGCCCAGGUUUUACUUCCUGUAGGCAUGCAAAUUGUCGGAGGGCUAUGGCAAGAAAAGAGGAUUCUCACCAUUGCACAUGCGUGGGAGACCAACUUUGACUGGAAGAGCGUCACGAACACCACCGAAGCUCCUGAGUCUGUUCCGGAGACCCUGAUAACGGGCUCAAACGUCAAAGUCAAUGGCAGGACAAUGCCUGAGGUGAACGGCGCAACUUCACCAAAUCUUAAGCGCGUGAAGCUGUCCGUCUGA
This is a messenger RNA of Colletotrichum godetiae, 1731 nucleotides long. RefSeq names its product amidase. The coding region runs from base 1 to 1731 and encodes 576 amino acids. Gene Ontology annotation, molecular function: catalytic activity. The transcript has 2 exons. NCBI's taxonomy places the organism in Eukaryota, Fungi, Ascomycota, Sordariomycetes, Glomerellales, Glomerellaceae. The record is from RefSeq and is a predicted model, not a curated record.